AUGGAAACGCGUGAUAGACUGUAUAGCCUUAUAGCUAAGGUCGUGGGCCUUGAGAUAGGCUCUAUUCGGGAUAACAGCAACUUUUUCGGCAUCGGAGGCGAUUCUAUAUCCGCCUUGAAGCUCACAAAACUAUGCAAAGACGAAAAUCUGUUUCUCACCGUUGACGAUAUUUUCGACUAUCCGGAAAUGGCGGAUCUGGUCAGAAUAUCAGGAAAAAGACCUGCCACGAACGGCACGCGCAAUCAGCCUAAGGAGCCAAAGACGCCUCUACAGACAAUCAAUCCAAAUACUCUAUGCCGACAGCCCACACAAGAAGAGUCUUCUAAGUGCAACCUUGCUGUCCUUCCUACCACAGGCUUUCAGCGAUGGAGUCUAUCCGGAAUGCACUACCGGUACUUCAGGAUUUCUUUGCCUGCCAGUAUCGACAGGAAUCGGCUUUUCCACUCUUGCGAAUUGUUGGUGCAAAGACACGACAGCCUGAGAACUGCGUUUGCUAAGCAGGAUGGUGACAAUGGAAAGACCGUGGUCCAGAUUGUACAUCCAUCGGUUCGAAUCCAGUUCCAGGAAAACAAUCAAGUUGAAUCAUUGGACCGGCAUUGUGACGAAGAUACCCGGGACGCAGUAGAGCCCCCUGUGGAUGGAAAGCCUCCAUUCCAGGUGCAGAUUGUGACACUAAAGGAUUCAAGAGCAUUUCUUGUGUUGCGAUUUGCGCAUGCUCAGUGGGACGGUUUCUCGCUAGCCAGCAUAACCAACGAUCUGUCGGCAGCUUACAACAACCUUCCGCUAUCGCCUACCACGCAGUACUUUCAGCAUGCUUCCGCUGCGUGGGCCACACACACCGACGACGCAUUCAAAAUCUGGAUGCGAGUCUUGGAGGGCUCGCAAAUGACAAAAAUGGAUGCGGGGGCUCUGCUCCUACUCCCAAAAGAAUCUGCCAGAUCAGAAAUCGGCAUCAAAAUGCAGGAGCCGUAUACAGUCAAAAUUACAAAGACUAUACCAAAAGAACCUUUGUCUUCCCUUCCAACAAACAUUUCCAUGGGAACGGUGAUCAAAACAGCGUGGGCAAUGACCCUCAUGCAUUCCUUCCGCCGAAAAAGGACCUCGGAAGAGAACCAGGUACAUGAUGUUGUCUUCGGCCAAGUUACCAAUGGUCGUGCUCUAGGCAUCCCCAAUGAGAGCCACAUUAUCGGACCCUGCACGAACAUUAUCCCAGUGCGCGUGCGUCUGACUGGAACUUCCAUCACUAAACUCGAUCUUCUGCGCAAAGUACAGCGACUAUACCUCGAUACGAGAGCAUAUGAGAAUGUGGAGUUUGAGCAUAUCGUCAAGCGAUGCACCACGUGGGCAUCAGAUACGAAAUAUGGCAGUAUUGUGCGAUUCCAGAAUUACGACUUCAACCCAACAACUUGGCUAGAGGGAACUGCCUGCAAAGGAUCCCUUUAUUAUGUUCCCAAUCGGCCUUCAGAGACAGCGAAUAUCGCUAUCUUUCCUUUUGAAACCGAACUAUCCGUGGUGAUGACGGUGUCGAAUCAUACUCUCAACGAACAGGAGGCCCAGUGUAUAGUCGACGAGUUUUGCAAGCAGGUUCAAGAAUUUAGCAACGACCAUGAUUUGGAUGAACCUGUCAAUUUGCAGUAUUCAUACCAAGCUCCAGAAUGA
Molecule: messenger RNA, 1659 nt
Organism: Penicillium crustosum
Lineage: Eukaryota; Fungi; Ascomycota; Eurotiomycetes; Eurotiales; Aspergillaceae
Exons: 1
Coding region: 1-1659 (552 amino acids)
Biological process (GO): secondary metabolite biosynthetic process; amino acid activation for nonribosomal peptide biosynthetic process
Cellular component (GO): cytoplasm
Molecular function (GO): catalytic activity; phosphopantetheine binding
Source: RefSeq, a predicted model, not a curated record